AUGACUUCCAUUGAUUACGAAUCCUAUGCUAAAGAAAUUGAUUGUUGGUAUAAUGAUGAACAAUUUAUUAGUUUGAGGACAGCUCAGGAGCUUUCUCAGAUCUUUGAUUUCUGCAAAUUUACAAAAAGUCAAUUCAUGGAAACAUUUACUAUACUCAAUAGGGAAUUUGGGUCUUCAGAUAUGUUCAUUCUCUCUCAGCAUGUUAAAAUAGACAACUUAGACACUAUCGAAUCAAGCCUUGAAAUUUUAGAAUUUUAUGCUAAAUUAUUUAAUAGCAAGAUAAUAUUUGAUAUAUCUUCUUUCAUCAAAUCCCAAAGUAGCAAAAUUAUUAAAAAAGAAUUAUCAAAUUUCAACAUAAAUUCAAGCGAUUUUGAAAAACUUUAUACCAUAUUAUUAAAAGAAAGUGAUUCUGAAGACAGUGAUCCGAUUAGUUUUGUUCAAAAAUGUAACUCUCUACUUCUUUUUUCAGCCCAAAAUAAUGACAACAAAGUGAUUGAAUAUCUUUGCUCUCUUCCAUAUAUUGAUGUCAAUACCAAAGAUAUCUAUAGCAUGACUCCACUUCUUUACGCCGCACAAAAUAAUAAUAGCCAAGCUAUCAAAUACCUCUGUUCUAAUCCAAAGAUUGAAAUCAACAUUAAAGAUAAAAGCUAUAUGACAGCGUUGCAUUAUGCCAUUAAUUAUAGUAAUCUUGAAGCAAUAAAUUAUAUUUGUACAAUUCCUAAUAUUAGUAACAACGUCAAGAACGGAUAUAUUAUGACUGCUAUCUUUUAUGCUGCUAAGAAUAGUAAUUUGGAAGUAAUCAAAUGUCUCCUUUCCCUUCCUAAUGCCAACAUUAAUAUCGGAAUUCUUACAACAGCUCUGAUUUAUUCUAUUCAGAAUCCUAAUAUUGAAGUCUUUAAGUAUCUUUGCACUUAUCCAAAUGUUGAUAUUAAUGCAAAAAUUAAAGAUGGUAUGAGUAUUCUUCAUUACGCAGUUCAAAACAAAAAUAUUAAAGCUAUAGAAUAUCUAAGCUCUAUUCCUAAUUUUGAUAUCAAUGCAAGAGAUAAAUGCAAUAAGACAGCUUUGUUACUAGCUGCUGAAUCUUAUAAUGUUGAUGCUGUCAAAUUUAUUUGUUCUCAUCCGAAUAUUAAUGUUAAUGCCAAGGAUAACGAGCUUAAGACAGCUCUUCAUUACGCGAUCCUAAAUAAAGAUACUGAAGUCCUCGUAUAUCUUUGUUCGGUUAGUGAUAUCGAAAUCGAUGCAAAAGAUAUGAAAAAUAAAUCAGCUUAUGACUGUGCCAGAGAGUAUGAUUAUACAGAAUGCAUAAAAAUUCUUUCUUGUUUUUACUAA
Trichomonas vaginalis G3 is the source of this 1329-nucleotide messenger RNA. RefSeq names its product protein ubiquitination. The record is from RefSeq and is a predicted model, not a curated record. The coding region runs from base 1 to 1329 and encodes 442 amino acids. Gene Ontology annotation, molecular function: protein binding. Lineage: Eukaryota; Parabasalia; Trichomonadida; Trichomonadidae. The transcript has a single exon.